AUGCAAGUCCGGGCAAUGACUUGGACGGAAACGAACGCAAGCGUGUCCGCGUCGCUUGCGGACCUUGUCGUCGGCGAAAACUGCGGUGCGAUGCGGCACAGCCGUGCGGUACCUGUCAAGCUUCCAAAACUCAUUGCGAGUAUCUUCCGCCGUCAGGAGCUUCGGCAGCUGCUCUCACUUCACCCUCUCGCAACGGCCCAGAAUUCUUCUAGCAACGCUUCCAUCAACAUUGCUGCCAUUAUUGACCCUUUGCAGGCCAUAGAUGAGAAUGUAUCUGUUCUCUUCCCAGAGGCACUCCCUGAACAUCAUGAGGUUGCAAGCGAUCAGUCCAUCCUGGCUCCCGAUCUCCGCUCUGAUGACUUCUGUCCUCUCCAAGACAAUGAUCCUCGCGGAGUGGACGAUGUUUGGCAUAACAGCGAGUUCUGGUUUGACCAAUCCGAACUUGACUGGAGUGGCCAACUUUUUGAGGAGCAUAUGCCAAUCCUCGACUAUGAGAUGCCCUCCCAGCUGACCAAUUUGACCGCCAUUAUGCAAGAAUACUUUGAACGGAAAUCGCGACCGUCUUCUCCAUCUCCUGUUAAAGUUAAGAAAGUAUGCUACUCGGCUCCUGCACAUAUCGACAACCACAAUACGGACAUCAUCCGAGUGUUUCACAACGUCUUUCGAAGACAUAUUCCAAAAACAUUUUCUCUCUUCGAAGACACGACUGGCAUUAGUCCCAAAAAGCAACCAGCUUUCCUACUUGCUCUGGCUGCUACUGGUGGAUUGUUUUGCACGACCCCUGGCAGUGCACAAGUUGCAAGGUCAAUGUACGAUGAUGCUCGGCGGAUGGUCCUUUCAACUGUUAGCAUUCGAAAUCGUCCAGACGAGCUUUCUUUAUGCCGAGAAGAUAAACUCACCGUGGUGAAGACUUUCGUUUUAUUGGCCUUGUACGAUCUCUGCAGUGGUGACAAAAGGAGUUACGAGUUCCUUGAGGUGUUUCACGGCAACCUCAUUCACUCUGUUCAAGAGUAUAGCAAAGCAUGCCAAUCAUCUACUCAUACGGAUGACGUAGACAAGAAUAACGCCAGUCUCCUGGAAGCUCUGCAUAUCCUCGAUUGCUAUCGAGUUGUCAUCAUGCAAAGACCGCCCUCUCUCGCACGGAAAUACAGCGAAACGUUCAUACGCACGCCCACAAAUCGAAGUCGCAUCUCUAAGCUUCAUAAUAUCAUAGCCGGCCUCGUGAGUGGUGGACACACGGUUGACUUGGGCCGAAACACCACCUUUGGUCUAACAAGCCUGGCCUUUCUGAGCUCCUUUGUAUGGCCUGCCACAUACCCGCAGCAGAAUGCUUACGACACGGACAAUACUGUUCCCAAUGACCUUUUCAUAUGGAGAGCCGAUUUUGCCGAGCUGGCCUGUGAUACUUGGCUUCGGACGGUCUAUAACCAAGGAAAUCUGUCUCAUUUAGUCCUAUACCACUUGAUGGGCAUUAUACUGAAUUCGAAUUUCACUGUACUGCAGAACUUUGCUCAUUCCUCACCUAGAUCGGCAACACGAGAUGCUACGAAAGGGUUGGCUGGAAAAGAGAUUAAUGCGUGGACGAAGGACAGGCAUUACGCGACCGCUCAGUGGCAUGCGGAGAAUAUGAUUGCCAGCAUCGAAGCUACUCUGACCGAUACAGCGAGACAAUCCCAGCAUUCCUCAACUCGGCCCACGUCGCUACCUACGGAACUGCCGAGCUUAGCGUUCGAAGCACCGCAUGUCCCUUACGCGGUCUACUACGCCAGUCUUGUUCUUUGGGCUGGUGCAUUCACGGCAUUGAACACAGCGACAUCUGCUAUUUCAGGCCGAGCCCAAUUGGCAAGAGGCGAGCGGAUCUUGCUUACACAUAAAAUGCACAUCGCCCAGCUCCUCGCCAGGCUGCUGAGUGGCAUUCCCUGA
Exophiala spinifera is the source of this 1923-nucleotide messenger RNA. RefSeq lists its product as uncharacterized. The record is from RefSeq and is a predicted model, not a curated record. The transcript has 7 exons. The coding region runs from base 1 to 1923 and encodes 640 amino acids. Lineage: Eukaryota; Fungi; Ascomycota; Eurotiomycetes; Chaetothyriales; Herpotrichiellaceae. Gene Ontology annotation, molecular function: zinc ion binding; DNA binding. Gene Ontology annotation, biological process: DNA-templated transcription.